Messenger RNA from Octodon degus (degu), 384 nucleotides. RefSeq names its product ubiquitin-like. The record is from RefSeq and is a predicted model, not a curated record. Gene Ontology annotation, molecular function: structural constituent of ribosome; ubiquitin protein ligase binding; protein tag activity. Lineage: Eukaryota; Metazoa; Chordata; Mammalia; Rodentia; Octodontidae. Bases 1 to 384 code for a protein of 127 amino acids. Gene Ontology annotation, biological process: modification-dependent protein catabolic process; protein ubiquitination; translation. Gene Ontology annotation, cellular component: nucleus; ribosome; cytoplasm. The transcript has a single exon.
AUGCAGAUCUUUGUGAAGACCCUGACGGGCAAGACCAUCACCCUUGAGGUCGAGCCCAGAGACACCAUGGAGAAUGUCAAAGCCAAAAUCCAAGACAAAGAGGGCAUCCCACCUGACCAGCAGCAUCUGAUAUUUGCCAGCAAACAACUGGAGGACAGUAGGACUCCCUCUGACUACAACAUCCAAAAAGAGUCCACCCUGCACCUGGUGUGUGGCCUUCAAGGUGCAAUCAUAGAGCUGUCCCAGUGCCAGCUUGCCCAGAAGUACAACUGUGACAAGAUGAUCUGCCGCAAGUGCUAUGCCUGCCUGCACCCCUGUGCUGUCAACUGCCGCAAGAAGAAGUGUGGCUACACCAACAACCUGCACCCCAAAAAGGUCAAGUAA